Oryza brachyantha (malo sina) is the source of this 1452-nucleotide messenger RNA. RefSeq names its product senescence-specific cysteine protease SAG39-like. The transcript is spliced from 2 exons. NCBI's taxonomy places the organism in Eukaryota, Viridiplantae, Streptophyta, Magnoliopsida, Poales, Poaceae. Bases 58 to 1128 code for a protein of 356 amino acids. Gene Ontology annotation, cellular component: lysosome. Gene Ontology annotation, molecular function: cysteine-type endopeptidase activity. The record is from RefSeq and is a predicted model, not a curated record.
ACUCCCUUCUAAUUAAGGUUAGUAGUGAUACUUAAUUAUUUGUAGCUAAUUAAGCUAAUGCAGACGAUGGCUUACACUAAUCACUGGAAGCAAGUACUAGCCGUAGCCUCGCUACUAGUGGCCGUCGCUUGUGUUCGCACGAUCGCGGCGCGCGAGCUCGUGGACGCGGCAAUGGCGGAGCGGCACGAGCGGUGGAUGGCCAAGCACGGCCGCGCCUACGCUGACGACGCCGAGAAGGCGCGGCGGCUGGAGGUGUUCAGGGACAACGUGGCGUUCAUCGAGUCGGUGAACGCCGCGGUGGGCCGGCACAGGUUCGUGCUGGAGGUGAACCAGUUCGCCGACCUCACCAACGCCGAGUUCAGGGCCGCGAGGACCGGGCUCCGGCCGUCGUCCCGCGGCAACCGCGCGCCGACGGCGUUCCGGUACGCUAACGUCAGCGUCGGCGAUCUCCCGGCGAGCGUCGAUUGGCGGAGCAAGGGCGCCGUCAACCCUGUCAAGGACCAAGGCAGUUGCGGGUCUUGCUGGGCGUUCUCGGCGGUGGCGGCCAUGGAGGGCGCCGUGCAGCUGAGCACGGGGAAGCUGGUGUCGCUGUCGGAGCAGGAGCUGGUGUCCUGUGACGUCGAGGGCGAGGACCAGGGCUGCGAGGGCGGGCUCAUGGACGACGCCUUCCAGUUCAUCAUCAACAACGGCGGCCUCGCCACGGAGUCCGACUACCCGUACACGGCGAGCGACGACAAGUGCGCCACCACCCGCGGGGCCGGGGCCGCCACCACCCGCGCCGCCGCCACCAUCAGAGGCUACGAGGACGUGCCGGCCAACGACGAGGCCGCGCUCCUCAAGGCCGCGGCGAACCAGCCCGUUUCCGUGGCCGUCGCCGGCGGCGACCGGCACUUCCAGUUCUACAAGGGCGGCGUCCUCUCCGGCUCCGCCGGCUGCUCCACCGAGCUGGACCACGCCAUUACUGUGGUCGGCUACGGCGCGGCGAGCGACGGGACCAAGUACUGGGUGAUGAAGAACUCGUGGGGCACGUCGUGGGGAGAGGGAGGGUACGUCAGGAUGGAGAGGGGCGUCGCCGACGACGAGGGCGUCUGUGGCCUCGCCAAGAUGGCGUCCUACCCGACGGCCUGACCACGAUCGAUCUCCAUGCAACACGCGAUUAAUUAGCAUGAUUUUAAAUAAGCACCGUGGUCUGGCCUGAUGGAUGGAUGAUGCCAUGUUCCUGAAUUUUGAUGCUGCAAUACAGAUCUUGAAUAUAAUGGUAAUUUGCACAAGAUCAUUUUUUGUUUGCAACUUGGAUUAUUUGAAUAGAUGAAGGAUUGAUCAAGGCUGUGUAUUUAUAAAGCUAUGCAGUUAAAGCCACAUCGCCAGUUCGCCACCAGUUGGAUUAUGGCGUGAUGCCAAUGCCAUGCAUGUUUCCUACUUGUGACUUGUGGCAUAUCUAAAACAGAUAGA